This is a messenger RNA of Grus americana (Whooping crane), 921 nucleotides long. Its product is annotated as alpha-internexin-like. NCBI's taxonomy places the organism in Eukaryota, Metazoa, Chordata, Aves, Gruiformes, Gruidae. Bases 122 to 508 code for a protein of 128 amino acids. The transcript is spliced from 3 exons. The record is from RefSeq and is a predicted model, not a curated record. Gene Ontology annotation, biological process: neurofilament bundle assembly. Gene Ontology annotation, molecular function: structural constituent of postsynaptic intermediate filament cytoskeleton. Gene Ontology annotation, cellular component: cytoplasm; intermediate filament; axon.
CACUGUCGGUUCCCCGGCGGUGGGAUUGGCUGCGGUUCCGUGACGCGGCCCCGUUUUACCGGGGGGGGAUGUGUGUGUGUGUGUGUGUAACCGCUGCGGCGCCGCCGCAGAAGCCACCGGGAUGAGCGCGGCCGAGAGCUGGCCCCGGUCCCGGUGCCGGUGGGGCGGAGGUGAGGCGGUGCUCCGUGCCCGUGCCGAGGCUGCCGGGUACCGGAGGUUGCUGCGUGCCCGCGCUGCCGAGGUGGAAGCGCUGCGUGGGGCCGUGGGAGCGUUACACCGGCAGCUGGAGGGGCUGCGGGACCGGCGCAGCGGGGAGCUCGCCAAGUACCAGGAGCGGGUGGCGGAGCUGGAGCGGGAGAUCGGCGAGGCGGAGGCGGAGAUGGCCCGGUGCCUGCGGGAGUACCCGGCGCUGCUGCGGCUGCGGAUGGCGCUGGAGGCGGAGAUCGCGGCGUACCGGGAGAUGCUGGAGGGCGAGGAGCUGCGCCUGGGCUGCCUGGCCCCGCCCUGACGGGACCCCCGGCCCCGCUGCGGGACCCCGCGCUGCCGGGACCCGCCGGACCCCCGCCCGGGCCCCCAGACCCCGGACUUCUGCGCCUCGGCGUCCCCUGAGACCCCGCUCGCCCGCGCCUCGGGACCUCUGCCCCCGGACGCCCAGGCCGUGGGACCCCCCCGGACCCUCUGGACCCCUCUGGACUCCUGGAGCCCCGGUCCUUCUGUCCCCCUGGGCCAUGGGCUCCCCCGACUCCUGGGACCCCCGGCUCCCCAGGCUCCCCAGACCCCCCGCCCUGGGAGGCCCUGGCCCCCCAGGAGGGCAGCGCCCACGGGGCCGCACUCUCUCACCAGCCUCUCCGGAGCAGCAGCGGGGCUGGGGUCCCGGCCCUGGCCCGCGUGGAAGCACCUCAAUAAAGCCCCGUGGCAUUA